CCCGCCCCCACAAUCACGGUUACCGUCACUUUCACGGUCCGUACAACACUCUCCGUCAACCCUCCUGUCGUCUUCUAUAUAUCUGACCCGACCACCGCCCUCGCCUUCUUUCGAUUUGACAAGCCGUAAAAGGACUCUACCAAUCCCCCACAGCCCCAUAUGAUUCCUCCGAGCUUUCGCCGGUGAGCUUCAGGUGUACCAACUAGCAAAACGACUCAUCAGCUUCCGUUACCAGAUCGGGACGCCAAGGUUCAUCCAAGUAAUCAAGCUAGACCAGCUAAUGCUCACCUCGUAGCAUGGAGUCGCAGAAGUUAUUUGCGUAUGGUCUAACUGGAACCGGCUUAUCUUACUCGGCAUCGCAUCCCCCAUUUCCUUCAAUACCUAGUAGGUUAUUCCCUCCCUUUAAGUUCGAUUUCGGGAGCUCCCCAAACUCGCCCUUUUUGACUCACCAUGAGAGUGAGGCCUUCAGCACGUUGAGCAGCAGCCAGGAGCAGCACAGCUCCUCAGACAAUAAUUUCUCUGCAUUUAGCCCUUCCUCGGAUCACUCGCUUGAGACGAGCAGCAGUAAUCUCCAUAGACCAUCCGGCCUUCCCGUGGGCUCUUACCGGCAGAAUCUUCCGUGUAGAACCUCACUGUCACGGGAUGGGAAUUAUAGCCAGAACAUGAAGUACGCUUUGCUGGAACUGGAAACUGCCUUGAUGAACACCGACGAGGAUGAUGAAGUCACUGCUCCAAAUGCAUCGAUUAGGACACGUAAUAUUCCCCUGCAGCAGUCGACCCAGCCUCAGGGAUGCAUUUCUCACAGGCGACCCGCCGAAGACAUGCGGGUUGAGAAACGUCACAAGGUGAUCAAGGAAUCCCCUAUUCAAGAUUUUAAACCAAGCGACCUGAAGCAAUUGCUAAUUGCUUGUGCGAAAGCUCUGGAGGAUGAAGAUUUCAAUGGGUUUGAAAAUGUGGUUGAGAAGGCUAGGGAAGCUGUAUCUGUGAGCGGAGAACCAAUUCAGCGUGUUGGCGCUUACCUGAUAAAAGGGCUCGUGGCAAGGAAGGAAUCUUCGGGCUCUAACAUCUACAAGGCCCUCAAGUGCAAGGAGCCCGACAGCAAGGAUUUGCUCUCCUACAUGCAUAUACUAUACGAGAUUUGCCCGUACUUAAAGUUUGGUUACAUGGCAGCAAACGGGGCAAUCGCAGAAGCCUGCAGGAAUGAGGAUUACAUCCACAUCAUAGACUUCCAAAUAGCACAGGGGACCCAGUGGGUCACCCUGCUACAGGCGCUCGCAGCAAGGCCAGGCGGUCCGCCACAUGUGCGGAUCACGGGGAUUGACGAUCCUGUUUCAAAGUUCGCUCGCGGUGUUGGGCUAGAGGCAGUAGGGAGGCGACUGUAUGCAAUCUGUGAGCAGUUCAAGAUCCCGCUUGAGUUUAACGGGAUCCCAGUGUUCGCCCCGCAAGUAAAGCGGGAGAUGCUUGAUAUAAGGCCUGGGGAAGCCCUGGCCGUGAACUUCUCCCUGCAGCUCCAUCACACUCCUGACGAGGGUGUAGACGUGAACAACCCGAGAGAUGGGCUCCUGAGGCUUGUCAAGUCUCUGUCGCCGAAGGUCACGACUUUGGUGGAGCAAGAAUCAAACACCAACACCACACCGUUCCUGACACGGUUCAUAGAGACCUUCGAGUACUACCUAGCGAUGUUCGAGUCAAUCGAUGUGGCACUUUCAAGGGACCGGAAGGAGAGGAUAGACGUGGAGCAGCACUGUCUGGCGAGGGAUAUAGUGAACAUAGUUGCAUGUGAGGGGAAAGAGAGAGGGGAGAGGCACGAACUGUUUGGGAAGUGGAAAUCGAGGUUUACAAUGGCAGGUUUCAGGCAGUAUCCGCUGAGCAGUUAUGUGAACUCGGUCAUAAGCAGCCUCCUGAAGCGGUACUCGGAACACUACACUCUGGAAGAGAAGGAUGGGGCUAUGCUGUUAGGAUGGAAGGACAGGAAGUUGAUAUCUGCUUCUGCUUGGCACUGAUAGAAACACAAGGUUGGUUUGUUGUCAUAUAGAUACACAGCUACUAUACAUAAACAAAUAAAGUGAAAAAUGUUUCAUUUUUUUUUUUAAUGUUGUAUCAGUAAUAGGUUCGUAGAUGCACAUGUAAAAGGCGUCGAGCAUUCCGGUUACCGGUUUGAAACCUGAAUUCUCGACGGCUUGUCGAUGGCCGCUGUUCUUGAUAGCUGAAGUUAUGUUGAUGAGUUAUUUUUAUAUAUAGCAAAUUGCAUAUUCAGUUGGUCUGUUCCUA
Molecule: messenger RNA, 2271 nt
Organism: Punica granatum (pomegranate)
Lineage: Eukaryota; Viridiplantae; Streptophyta; Magnoliopsida; Myrtales; Lythraceae
Source: RefSeq, a predicted model, not a curated record